CAUAGUGGCAUUGUGGCGAUGGCAAUGGCAAAAUCUCGGAUUUCUCGCCGUAUGGUAUGGUACGGCAGACAGAGUACAUGAAAAGUGGUUUUGCUUUGCUUGGUCGUCUCCAAAUUGACCAUGGCAAUCCAAUCCUAUUCUUACUCGGGUCGGGGGUCAGAGCGCACCGCAUAUCGCAUCAUUUUUUUCGGGCAAUCCAAUCGUAUAGGUUUCCACUACAUACUUUCCCAUUUUUUUCUUACACUUUGGUUCUAUAAAACGCCGCACAUGACGUCGAAAGUCACCCCGCUAUCGCAGCAAUCCAAAAUCCCCAACCCAACCCAACCCAACCCAACCGCACUAUCACGCCACUCUUCGCCCGCCCGCCCGCCGCCGGAAUCGCCAUCGCCCGACCGCCGCCGCGUUCGUGUCCCCACAGGCGGCUUCUCUCCCUGCAUCACCAUGGGUUCUGACUUCAAGGCAAUCCCCUUGAUCGACAUUAGUCCCCUUGUCGGAAAGAUUGAUGAUCCGAGCAUGGUCAAUGACGAGGAUUUGCUGCAAGUUGUGCAAAUGUUGGACGAUGCCUGCAGGGAGGCUGGAUUCUUUUAUGUGAAAGGCCAUGGGAUUGCUGACUCGCUAAUGAAGCAAGUUAGGGAUGUGACACAGAAGUUCUUUCAGCUUCCUUAUGAGGAAAAACUCAAGAUUAAAAUGACACCUCAGAGUGGAUACAGAGGGUACCAAAGAGUUGGUGAAAAUAUUACCAAGGGUAAACCUGACAUGCAUGAAGCAAUUGAUUGCUACACGCCUAUUGAACCUGGUAAAUAUGGAGACCUUGCUAAACCAAUGGUAGGAUCUAAUUUGUGGCCCAAAUAUCCAUCAAAUUUUGAUGUACUGCUGGAAAACUAUAUCAGCCUUCUAAGAGAUCUUUCAAGAAAGAUCAUGCGAGGUAUAGCCUUGGCGUUGGGUGCGCCAGUUGAUGCUUUUGAAGGUACAACCGCAGGAGAUCCUUUUUGGGUUUGCAGGCUGAUCGGUUAUCCUGUAUCAACUGAUAUUCCAGAAGAGCAGCGCACUGAUACUGGGUGUGGAGCUCACACAGACUAUGGUCUUCUGACAUUGGUUAAUCAGGAUGAUGACAUAUGCGCCCUUGAGGUCAGAAACCAAUCAGGUGAAUGGAUAUAUGCCAAACCAAUCCCAGGAACCUUCGUCUGCAACAUCGGUGACAUGCUGAAGGUUUGGUCAAACGGAAUAUAUCAGCCAACACUUCAUCGAGUUGUUAACAACUCCCCUCGCUACCGUGUAUCUGUUGCAUUCUUCUAUGAGUCAAACUUCGAUGCUGCCGUAGAGCCUGUUGAGUUCUGCCGGGAGAGAACAGGUGGUGUUGCCAAGUAUGAAAAGGUUGUGUACGGAGAACACUUGGUUCAGAAAGUCUUGACAAACUUCGUCAUGUAAAAUUUGUGGAAAAGAACAUGCAUUGUACUCCAAUGUCUGAUCGCAACAUUCGUCACUAAAAUAAAAUCAUUUGUAAAUUUGUCAUAGCACAGUAGAACAGUCAUAUUGAAGAAUGGAAUGCAUCCUUAAUUGAAAUCACAAGCGAUGUGAAUAAUCUUUUCGUGCA
Oryza sativa Japonica Group (Japanese rice) is the source of this 1594-nucleotide messenger RNA. The record is from RefSeq and is a predicted model, not a curated record. NCBI's taxonomy places the organism in Eukaryota, Viridiplantae, Streptophyta, Magnoliopsida, Poales, Poaceae.